CUAGGUCAUUUUUCGAAAAACAAUUGCAAAAUUUUUAAAAAAGGUACUUGUGGCCAUUUUGCACGUACAAAGCGCAAAACACGUACACAGAAUCAAGCCUUUCCGGUUUGGCGGGCUUCAGUGUAGCCAAUCAAAAUCGUCAUUGGGUGGUCACGAGAUCACAUCAGGUUGGCCACUGGGUUUGAAAAGUUGUUUAUGUCGCAAAAUACGAAAUGAAAUGUAUCAGUAGAAAUUAACAUUCAUUUUUUCUAAGCUCUUGAAAAUUGAAUCGAUUGUGUCAGCGAAAAAGUAACAGGAAGUCUUUCAGACAAAAAGUUGUUUUGUGACUCGGGAAACCUUGUUCUGUAUCCAGAAACCUACUAUUCGAUUAUUGCGGCCGUAGAUCACAUCCAAAACAAACACCUGAAGUUGCAGAAAUUUAAAACGCCACUCAGCUGAAGUUUUAGAAAACAGGAUCGAAAUAUGGGACAUAUUUCCAAGCAACAAAGUGAUGGCUCAGAGUCCUUCCAUCCCUGGUCCGAAACCUACCAUGAACAGUGGGUGUGGAGCAGUGAAGACAAGUCACCUUCAGUGUAUCUUUGCCUCAAUAACAAAGUAGCCUGCUUCUAUAUUGACCCUGUCAUUGAGAGUACGGGAACAGCCGGUGUGCGGGGUACAAAGGCUUUUACACACGGUCAGCACUAUUGGGAGGUUAAACUGAGUUCUGUCUUUGGUACAUCAAUCAUGAUUGGUGUUGGGACCAAAGAGGCUUUGCUUCAGACAACUGACUUUGAGUUUGUAGAUUUGAUUGGACGAGACGAGCAAAGUUGGGGGUUAUCUUACAAAGGCAAGGUCUGGCACAAUGGCCAGGUUAGAAGUUACUGUGACCCUUUUUAUGAUUCAACAGUCAUCGGCGUACUCCUUGAUAUGGAUGCAGGAACUCUUUCAUACUUCAAGAAUGGAAGAUCUUUAGGAGUUGCUUUUACUGGGCUGUGCGACAAAGCAUCAGAACUAUAUCCAAUCAUUUCAUCAACAUCAACACUCUCUGAAAUAGAACUGUGUGACAGCACAUGUAGAUAUGUGUCACUACAGGACCAAUGCCGAAUGACCAUAUCAAAACUUGUUGGUAAGGACCAAAUAGACUUUCUUCCCCUCCCCAGAGGAAUGUGCCAGUCUCUGAAAGGAGUUUAGACUUUUCAAUCUCUUUCUUUUUACAUAAAAUCAAAUGUGCAAACUCAUUCUUAAACCUGUAAAUAUUGUUCUUUGCCCAGAAUAGUUACAUGUACAUUGUGUUAUUCACACAGUGUUUCUUGAAACAGUACUUCUUGAAAAGCAUAGUAGAUUAAUGAAAAAUUAAGCAAACAUUAUAAAAAUUAUAGAUGAUCAUCAGCAGUCUGCAGGAAAAGCAAUUGAAAAAAUUGUUAAAAUAAACAAACAUUGCUUGUGUAAAUAGUGUAAAGGAAGAAAGAGACAAGUUACUUUUGGGGUACUUUGGAAGCUUAAUCUAAUGCUAAUUUGCAUUUCCUUUUUUGAACAACUAUGUAUAAAAAAUAUAUAUUUAAUCAUUCAAGCUGAACAUUUUAAAAAAGAGGACACUUUGCACAACAAUUCUGUAAAAAAA
This is a messenger RNA of Orbicella faveolata, 1600 nucleotides long. RefSeq names its product SPRY domain-containing SOCS box protein 3-like. Lineage: Eukaryota; Metazoa; Cnidaria; Anthozoa; Scleractinia; Merulinidae. Gene Ontology annotation, cellular component: SCF ubiquitin ligase complex. Gene Ontology annotation, molecular function: protein binding. The record is from RefSeq and is a predicted model, not a curated record. Gene Ontology annotation, biological process: proteasome-mediated ubiquitin-dependent protein catabolic process; intracellular signal transduction.